Messenger RNA from Priapulus caudatus, 970 nucleotides. Its product is annotated as ion transport peptide-like. The transcript is spliced from 3 exons. The record is from RefSeq and is a predicted model, not a curated record. Gene Ontology annotation, cellular component: extracellular region. Gene Ontology annotation, molecular function: neuropeptide hormone activity. The coding region runs from base 352 to 699 and encodes 115 amino acids. NCBI's taxonomy places the organism in Eukaryota, Metazoa, Priapulida, Priapulimorpha, Priapulimorphida, Priapulidae. Gene Ontology annotation, biological process: circadian rhythm.
GCGCGUCCGUCAAUAAACACCGCAAUAGAGAGAGCGAGAGAGCGCGAGGGAGAGCGAGAGAGAGAGAGAGAGAGAGAGAGGGGGAGAGGCGACCGCCACCAUAGAAACGUAAGAGACGUAGCAGCGCACGUCGCACACCGCGCUCACGGAACCCAAGACAGACACCAGUGCGCAUAGCAGCUGACACAGGCGCAGCGACGCACUGCUGCCGUACAGGGAUUCUCAAACUUGACAUUUCGUCGCAAGAGACUGCGCUCAGAGAAGAGACGCCCGGCCGCGCAUCCGCCGGUAAGCAUACGUAAUCGGCAGCUGACAGACAAAGAGGAGCCUUAGCAGGUACACGGGGGGACGAUGGACACAGCGCUCCGCUGCUGCAUGUGGGUCGGGGUGGCGCUGCUGAUGCUCAUCACGGUGACGUCAGCACUCGAUCCGGCCCUCAGGGAGAAACUUCGCAUGCGUCACCAGAACAACAUACAGGAAUCAUGCGGGGUCAUCUCAAAGUUACAGCUCACCCUUCUCGACAGAGUGUGCGAAGAUUGCCAUAUGAUGUUUCGGAUACAGAAUCUCCACAGUCUAUGCAGGAUCAACUGCUUUCAGAACUACUACUUUCGCUCGUGCGCUAAGGCGCUAUACCAGGCUCCGCUCCUGACCUACGUGGAAAGGAGACAACACGGAGAGAACUCUGUUCUGUACGACUGACGGUCGGUGAACGACCUGCUGCGUUCUGCAGGGUCUCUCGGCUGAACUUGUCCGCAUUGGCGCCGGCCUAGCCCCGAACAGAGUUACGGCAGUCGGCAAGAAGCGAGGGCAUUGACGGAACGACGCCGGAACCCACGUUAGGCAAAGCGAAUCGGAACGACGACGAAACCUGGAGGACAUCUGCCGAUAUGAUAGUUAGCACAUCAUGAUAAUAACAGCAACAGAGCUCUGUGCGUGCUUAUGUAUGCCUUUCUCUCUGUGUGUGUGUGUA